Mus pahari (shrew mouse) is the source of this 1785-nucleotide messenger RNA. RefSeq names its product phospholipid phosphatase 1 (gene Plpp1). The record is from RefSeq and is a predicted model, not a curated record. NCBI's taxonomy places the organism in Eukaryota, Metazoa, Chordata, Mammalia, Rodentia, Muridae. Gene Ontology annotation, molecular function: phosphatidate phosphatase activity. Gene Ontology annotation, biological process: phospholipid metabolic process; signal transduction; phospholipid dephosphorylation. Bases 693 to 1595 code for a protein of 300 amino acids. The transcript has 6 exons.
CCGCCUCCUAAGUGCUGGGAUCCUGGGUAACACACCUGGGUUACCCUGUUUUACAGAUAUUUAUUUUGACACAAAUUAAGCCUGAAAUUGUCUUUAUGUUGUUUAAAUCUAGUAUUAGGUUUUGAAAAGUGCUUGAGCCUCUAUCAUGUUUCAUUAGAUUUACUAAGUGCACAUUAAGUGCUUUCUCUAGUGCUAGGAAUUGAAGGCACCCAUGGGAGGAGUAUGUGCUAAUUAAUACAUGACAGUGUUUUGUAGAAGUGUGGGAGAAUUAAGAGAAAUACAUCCGUGAGGCUUUGGGGGAUAUUUGAAAUGGAGAUAGCAUUAUCUAUCUAAAUGGAAAUACGUUGCCCAUGAGGAGGUAGGGGCUGUAUUAAGCAUAGGGAAGAGCAGGUGGUAAGGCCCAAAGAAGGAAAGAGCAUUUUAAAAUAGAAAAGAGGCCUCUGGCCAGCUUUGGCCUUGCUGUGGAGUUUUGGAGUUCAUCCUGGCAGCGGGCGACUAGGGGACUUUCCCUUAAACUUUAAGGCAAAAGCGUUUUCGAUUUUUUUUUUUUUUAAUUUCACACCCUUUCCUUUGGGGCUUUUAUCUUCAAAACCUGAAGUGUUAUUACUUCCAGCUGCAGGCACGACAGGCAGUGAGCAGGUGACGAACCAGGGUUGCGGAUCUCUUUAGUGAGGGAGCGGGCUGCUGGAGAGAUGGCUGUGGUCCACAAAGGAGGCUGGGGAACUAUCAAGGGGAUACCCUUUCAGCUACCACAGCCUUACAGCAAAGCCACUAUCUCUUUGGACUUUGAAAAUUUCUCUGCCAUGCCCAUGACUAUUUUAAAAUUGGGCAAAGUAUAUCCAUUUCAGAGUGGCUUUUUCUGUACUGACAACAGCGUGAAGUACCCGUACCAUGACAGUACCAUCCCAUCCCAUAUACUCGCCAUACUGGGGCUUGGCUUACCCAUUUUCUCUAUGAGUAUUGGAGAAUCUCUGUCAGUUUACUUUAAUGUCUUGCAUUCGAAUUCCUUUGUCGGCAAUCCCUAUAUAGCCACCAUUUACAAAGCCAUCGGAGCCUUUUUGUUUGGAGUCUCAGCUAGUCAGUCCUUGACUGACAUCGCCAAGUAUACUGUAGGCAGAUUGCGGCCGCACUUCUUAGCUAUCUGUAACCCAGACUGGUCAAAAAUCAACUGCAGUGACGGUUAUAUUGAGGACUACAUAUGUCAAGGGAAUGAAGGAAAAGUCAAGGAAGGCAGGUUGUCCUUCUACUCGGGACACUCUUCAUUCUCUAUGUACUGCAUGCUCUUUCUCGCACUUUAUCUUCAAGCCAGGAUGAAGGGAGACUGGGCAAGACUCUUACGACCCACACUCCAGUUUGGACUCAUUGCUUUUUCCGUAUAUGUGGGCCUUUCGCGAGUGUCUGACUACAAACACCACUGGAGUGACGUCACAGUUGGAUUUAUUCAAGGAGCUGCUGUCGCUAUAUUGGUUGCUUUGUAUGUGUCAGAUUUCUUCAAGGGCACACAUUCUUACAAAGAAAGAAAAGAAGAGGAUCCACAUACGACUCUACAUGAAACCACCAAUACAGGGAACUACGCAAGCAAUCACGAGCCCUGAAGGGUACGGGGGAGCUGGCCGCUGCAAAGGAAACAGCCGGAGGCGGAAGGCAGGAAGGUGCAUAUUACUUUCUGUUGUACAGACCAUUCAUUAAAGGACUGCUGCUGUGCCUCUUGGAUGCCCACUUAUGUGUGUAUAUAGUUACUUUUAACACAGUGAGUAACAGUUCAAUUAAAAAAAAUUAAGCCUU